Molecule: messenger RNA, 2263 nt
Organism: Oncorhynchus keta (chum salmon)
Lineage: Eukaryota; Metazoa; Chordata; Actinopteri; Salmoniformes; Salmonidae
Product: zinc finger and SCAN domain-containing protein 31-like
Exons: 2
Coding region: 132-1643 (503 amino acids)
Biological process (GO): central nervous system development; regulation of transcription by RNA polymerase II
Cellular component (GO): nucleus
Molecular function (GO): RNA polymerase II cis-regulatory region sequence-specific DNA binding; DNA-binding transcription factor activity, RNA polymerase II-specific
Source: RefSeq, a predicted model, not a curated record
CUGACGCGGAAGUACUUUUUAUUUUAUUUCGCUGACCAGACGCUGAUAAUGCUUGCUACCAUUAGACACAUUGUUAGCAGCAAAACACAUAUCUUCAUAGUAAAACAAAGUGUACUUAUAUUUCCAUCAAAAUGUCGAAAAUUCAGCUUUUGCAGGUUUUUCUAAACGAGCGCUUAACAGCAGCGGCUGUUGAGAUAUUAGGGGCUGUGGAAAAUACCAUAGCAGAGUACCAGGAAGAAAUCUCCCGUUCGAAGGAGGAGAUAGAACGUCUACAAAGGCUGCUGGAUUUGGCUUUCAAUCCCGACAUAAAGUUACAUAUUGCAGACUCCCAGCAGCUCACUCCCCCUGUCCCUGAAGACAUUCCUCCUGAGCAGCAGGACUGGAGCCCCAGUCUGGACCAGGAGGACCCAGAGCCCACUCAGAUUAAAGAGGAACAGGAGGAGUUUGUGACCAGUCAGGAGGAAGAGCAGCUUGAAGGGCUGGCGUCUGAUAUCAAAGAGUUCAUAUUCACUCUACCCUGUGUAAAAAGUGACUAUGAUCCGGACCCUCAUCAGCCCUUAUAUCUUCCCCAAACCCAGACUAUGGAGAACAGAGAGAGGGACUCUCUUCCCACCAAAACAACUGAACAAGACAUCAAAACAGAACCUAAUGGAGAGGGCUGCAGUGCAUCAGAACCAACAAGUGAAUCUAAACCCCUCUCUACAGUACACUCAGACUGCUCUGCAACUCGGAUUGGGAACAGUGAAAGUGACAAUGGGGUGGACUCUGGAGGAUUAAUGUCAGGGUUACAGCCACUCAAAUCAAAGACAACUUGGACGAAGAAAGAACAAAGCUCUAAGAUCAGGGAAGCCAGUGAGUUGAAAGUUCCAUUGAGGGAGGCUCAUUCAGGGGAGAGACCACACAGGUGUCCUGUCUGCAGGAAAUGCUUUCUGAAAAGUAGCAUUUUAAAAGCACAUCAGAGAAUUCACACUGGGGAGAAACCAUAUUUCUGUAAUGUAUGUGGCAGAAGUUUCAGUCAGAAGGGAACCCUAACGGAACAUAUGAGAAUUCACACUGGGGAGAAACCAUAUCAGUGCAAAGAUUGUGGAAAAUGCUUCAGCCGAAUGAGAAACUUGGCAGGACAUAUGAGGAUACACACUGGGGAGAAACCAUUUAAGUGCAGUGAUUGUGGCAAGUGCUUUAGUCAGAAGAUAUGCCUGAAAGAUCAUAUGAUGACUCACACAGGGGAGAGAUCAUAUAUUUCCCCGCUUUUGCCAUCAAACCCCUGCAACAUAUCCAGAUCGCCGCAGCACGCGUGGUGUUCAACCUUCCCAAGCUCUCCCAUGUCACCCAGCUCCUCCACACACACUGGCUUCCAGUCGAAGCUCACAUCAUCUUUGAGACCCUGGUGCUUGCCUACGGAGCAGGAAGAGGACCUGCCCCUCCCUAACUUCAGGCUAUGGUCAAACUCUACACCCCAACCCAAGCACUCCGUUCUGCCACCUCUGGUCUCUUGGCCUUCCCACCCCUACAGGAGGGCAGCUCCCGCUCAGCCCAGUCAAAGCUCUUCUCUGUCCUGGCACCCCAAUGGUGGAACAAGCUUCUCCCUAAGUUCAGUACAGCGGAGUCCCUGCCCGAAAACGUCUGACACCCUACUUAAAUAGCCCCCCCCCCCCAAGAGUAUAGGUUUAAUCACCAUGAGCAAUGUCAAGCGUCGGCUGGAGUGGUGUAAAGCUCGCUGCCAUUGGGCCCUGGAGCAGUGGAAACGUGUUCUCUGUAAUGGUGAAUCACACUUCACCAUCUGGCAGUCCAACGGACGAAUCUGGGUUUGGCAGAUGCCAGGAGAACGCUACCUGCCCCAAUACCUAAUGCAAACUAUAAAGUUUGGUGAAGGAAGAAUAAUGGUCUGGGGCUGUUUUUCAUGGUUCAGGCAAGGCCUCAACUGUACAGCAUACAAUGACAUUCUAGAUGAUUCUGUGCUUAUAACUUUGUGGCAACAGUUUGGGGAAGGCCCAUUCCUGUUUCAGCUUGACAAUGCCCCGUUCACAAAGCAAGGUCAAUACAGAAAUGGUUUGUCGAGAUCGUUGUGGAAGAACUUGACUGUCCUGCACAGAGCCCUGACCUUCUAUCCAUGUUGUAAAAAUAUUGAGAAAUUGAGGUUGUCCCUUGAUGUUCAAUUCAUUUUAGAUUUUUUUAAAUGUACAUCUCAAAUGUUAUUCUUGCUGUUAUUUACAUAUCAAAUGUUGAUAUUUUUUGAUGUAAUAAAAAUGUACUUCCAUGUGUA